Xylona heveae TC161 is the source of this 973-nucleotide messenger RNA. RefSeq lists its product as hypothetical. NCBI's taxonomy places the organism in Eukaryota, Fungi, Ascomycota, Xylonomycetes, Xylonales, Xylonaceae. Bases 79 to 780 code for a protein of 233 amino acids. The transcript has a single exon. The record is from RefSeq and is a predicted model, not a curated record.
AUUGCAGCAUUCUCCACUUCCGAUACAUAUAAGAAUCGUUUUGCUAUCCCACUCAAAUCUGGAAUCUAUUGAAUAAUAAUGUCGGCCCAAGCUCAGUCUGCCAGUGCCAACAGCACUUUGCGUCCCACAAUCUUAUUGCUUUCCCUUGAAAAAGAGAGUUUCUGGGAAGAGCAAUACUCAGACCUCGUCAAACUGAUUGGGACGGAUGCAAACAUUGUUCGACUCACAAAGGCUGAUGGCGCCCUUGACUAUCUCACGAACAAUACACCAUCUGCGAUUCUCGUCACUGACCCGGCCAUGGUCAAACGUAAGCCUUCUUUUUCAGUCGUCAGCCAGAAGGUUGUCGAGUACGUCCGUAACGGUGGUACAGCCGUCUUGGCCACCCACUUUAGCAGUUUUGUCCGACCGAAUGACUUGGGCCAGUGGUUCCAGAGAAGCUGGGGCUUGCCAUGGAUCGCCGGGGACUAUCACCGCACGACCGUGCAAUUGAAUCACGACUGCUCAUCCCCCCGCCUAGAGCAAGCUGAAAUGCUCAAAGAAUAUAGCCAAAAGGCUGUCUUUCUUAAGAACGUCCCAAAGGAUGCAGCGCUCUAUCUGCCGUCCUCUGAUUCCAGGACCGAGAGCUUCGGUUUUCCUGCUUCCCCUGUCGACACUUCCCAAGUGCCUGUCGUAUUUGCCAAAGUCGGCAAUGGCCGACUGGGUUACGUUGGAGACGUUAACAAUGAGUGGGGAUCUGUAGCAGUUGUCUUGUAUAUGAUUGGCCUGAAUCCCGAACCUUGAAGCAACCAUACCUCAUGGCACAUUCAAAAUGGUGAGCGGAUAGAUUCAAAAGCACAAUCCCAACACAUACUAACGAGGUUACCUGAAGACCAUUGUUUUCGAUACAAGGGCAGAACGCAGCACAUACUAUUUCAGCUGGACAGCUCGAUGCUAAUAAACCAACUGUCAAUUUUUUUAUUUUCUUGCUAUCGCU